AUGUCCAACCUAGUGAGACAUCGCCACCGUCUCAAGAAGAGCGGGCUCAAUUGGCUGGAUUUCUACGACCCGAUUUCCGACAGCCACGCUUCCAAACAACUCAUUUGGACGUUCUGGAACUACGGACUGAUCGAGAAGAGGAAUCCAAGGGAGAUUGUCAACACGAUUGCCCGUUUGUAUCUUCAGAGGUAUCCACGACGAUUCCGAGACACUAACGAGAUAUCAACAAAAGUCUACGAAGUCAUUGUAGCGUGUAUCAAGAGAAUGGAACGAAAGCCGCCGGGAUUCCCACACACUCUGCCGGCCUUCUGCACAGUUGCACUGCUCAAAAGAAUCGUCCAAAAACACAGACGGAAAGGCGGAGUUUACCCUUUUGAGUAUCUGAACUGGACAAAGGAGCUGAGGGAGGUUUUAGACUGCUUAGAUGCCAUGGAAAUUGAGGUUGUGAAGCCAGUCUUCGCUUUGAACGAGUACUAUCAGGAUACUGCUCUGGAACUUCUGGCUGAACGGUACCCUCACCGCUCUAAACAGGAAUGGGGUUGGCUGGGAAGAAAAUGGUGGAGUCAGGCUGUUCGUCGAUAUGGACAGAUACCUCUACCCGCGGUGGAGAACCAGCUUGUGGAGGAGUACAUGGAACAUUUUAAACAGGGAUAUCCUGAGGCCUAUCGGAAGAAGCCCCUGUAUACUCCUGUUCAUGACAGAAUACUUGCUGCGGCUUAUAUGGCUCAAAACAGGUACAGACCAGGUUCUGGGGAGGCACGUGUACGAAGACUGAUUCAUGUGAGGUUCCCUCAUAGAAGCGAAGAAAGCUGGCAGUUGUUGAUGGACACUGCCAUCUCGUCUUUUCUGUUGGACUUUCCCUUUGCUCAAUGUUAUGAUGAUGCUAUUUGGAUCUCUUAUUAUCGUUAUUUGGGCAAUGUUAGUAUCGAAGCUGUGGACAGGAGGGUGCAAGAGAGGUUGGGGGAGGAAGAACAGAGUGAGGGAUAG
Messenger RNA from Yarrowia lipolytica CLIB122, 987 nucleotides. The record is from RefSeq and is a predicted model, not a curated record. Lineage: Eukaryota; Fungi; Ascomycota; Dipodascomycetes; Dipodascales.